AUGAACGGCGUGAUAGAAGCCUUGCACAUCUUUGAUGAGCACCACCAUGCCAUCGUCGCUCACACCUACGCUGGCCGCCCAUUAUCUCCGACCCAGCUCUUGCCCCUCUACCUCGACCACCCCGCCCCACGACCCAACGUCCUCUAUCUCCCCAAUACGAACCCGCCGACUCUAGUAUACAGCUUCACGCAUGCGAACCUUCUAUUGCUCGCCACCUCAUCCUCCGAAAUCGAGCCCCUCUUAGUUCUCGAGUUCCUCCACCGCGUUGUCGACGCAUUCGAAGAGUUCCUCGGCGCACCGCUCCUAUCCAGCAAGAUCGAACAAAAUUACGAUGUUGUGGCCCAGCUCCUUACUGAGAUGUGCGACGCAGGGGCCGUCAACACAACGGAGCCCAAUGCGCUGAGGGACUUGGUUGAGGUUGAGGGCUGGGUUGAUAAACUCCUGGGGAGUAUAAACCUACCCGGAAAACCGGGGUUUGCAGCGAACCCGACGACGACAUCUUUAUCCAUCCUCAAUGGACCUGCCUUGCCUUGGAGGAGAGCCAAUGUCAGGCACAUGUCAAACGAACUCUACGCUGAUGUUGUGGAAACGCUCACAGUCACCCUGGCACCAUCAGGUCGGCCGUUGGCCGCAUUUGCCAAUGGCACCAUAGCCUUCACUUCCAAGGUGUCCGGAGUCCCUGACAUCACUCUAAACCUAACAUGUCCGUCGGGCAGACACAACCUCGGAAGCAUCCUGGAGCUCCCCGUAUUCCAUCCCUGUGUGCGACUAGCCAAGUGGAAAGAAAGGCCUGGGGAAUUAAGUUUUAUUCCACCUGAUGGUAGGUUCAUCCUAGCUGGAUACGAGGUGAAUCUCUUGCCAUUUACGGACGGCCUGCCUUCUGGCAACCUAAAGCUUCCCGUCACUAUAGAGGUCAAGACUGGCCUUGGUGGAACUGGGUGCGACUUUGAAGUGCGCGUUCAAACUAACCGCGUAACUGGUACGGGCUCCUCGUCCUCCGGAGCCGCGAGCCGCGGGGAGUGGCGGGAUAGGGAGCCGGGGGUUUGGGGGCCCACAUUCAGGGACAGCCUCCGCCCCUCUACUGGAGGACCUUGUGUCGUUGGGCCCGUCUCUGAGGAGGAUGACGACGGAGAGGAUGAUAGCAUCCCCGGUACUGGCUUGGCGGACUAUGGAUACGAAGAACCAUAUCAAGGCUCCCAGACCACUCCAAAGAAGGAAAAGAAAGGGACCAAGGCGCCCAAAAGGAUGAGGGGAUAA
Messenger RNA from Parascedosporium putredinis, 1257 nucleotides. Lineage: Eukaryota; Fungi; Ascomycota; Sordariomycetes; Microascales; Microascaceae. The record is from the annotation of a GenBank genome assembly.